Molecule: messenger RNA, 531 nt
Organism: Marmota monax (woodchuck)
Lineage: Eukaryota; Metazoa; Chordata; Mammalia; Rodentia; Sciuridae
Product: olfactory receptor 7A10-like
Exons: 2
Coding region: 1-531 (176 amino acids)
Biological process (GO): G protein-coupled receptor signaling pathway
Cellular component (GO): membrane
Molecular function (GO): G protein-coupled receptor activity; olfactory receptor activity
Source: RefSeq, a predicted model, not a curated record
AUGUACCUGGUCACUGUGCUGGGGAACCUGCUCAUCAGCCAGGCUGUCAUCUCAGACUUUCACCUGCACACGCCCAUGUACUUCUUCCUCUCCAACCUAUCAUUUGUGGACAUCUGCUUCACCUCCACCACCAUCCCCAAGAUGCUGGUGAACAUCCAGACACAGAGCAAGGUCAUGACCUAUGCAGCCUGCAUCACCCAGAUGCACUUUUUUGUACUCUUUGUUGGGUUGGAUGUCUUCCUUUUGACUGUGAUGGCCUAUGAUCGGUUUGUGGCCAUCUGUCACCCCCUGAACUACAUGGUCAUCAUGAAACACAGGCUCUGUGGAUUGCUAGUUCUGGUGUCCUGGGUUGUCUGUGUCUCCUUAUUUUAUGGCACAAGCCUGGGUGUGUCCCUCAGUUCUGCUGUGACCCAAAACUCACACUCCAUUGCAACAGCUUCUGUGAUGUACACUGUGGUUACCCCCAUGCUGAACCCCUUCAUCUACAGUCUGAGGAACAAGGACCUCAAGAGUGCUCUGAGAAGAAUCUGA